AUGUCGACCUCUUCCCUCGCCGCCACGGGCCUCACCGCCUCCAAAUCCGGCCUCCAGCAGCAACAGCAGCAGCAGGCCCUCCUCGAUGCCGCCCCUUCCACCUCCGCCACAAAGUCCGCCGCUCCCGUCACCCGCGUCGCCAUCAGGGACGGCAAGAUGAUCGGCAUCAACGACCACAUCUACCUCUCUCCCGCAUGGGCGCCCGGCGCAGGCGAGCCAUACAUGAUCGCCAGAGUCAUGGAAUUCGUCACGGCCGCCUCCUCCCGCAGCGGCGCCGCCGCCCUCGCCAGCAGCUCCGGCACCUUGCAGGUCCGCGCCAACGUCUUCCUCCGCAUGCGCGACAUCAGCCUACGCUCCACAAACGACCCGCGUCUGCUCGUCGCAACCAUGCACUCGGACGUAUUCAGCCUCGAAAACGUCCGCGGCAUCUGCGAGGUCCGUCACCGCGAUCUCAUCGGCGCAGGCACCGCCCCCGACGUCUCCCAGUGGAAGAAGAAGGAGGAUCACUUCUACUACUACCAGCUCUACGACAGAUACAUUCAUCGCUUCUACGACGUCGUCCCCACCGAAAAGGUCCAGAACGCCCCUCCAGAAGUCCUCACCACCCUCCGCAUGCGCUACUCCUUUGUAGUCGCAGAGGCCGGCAUGAUCAACGACCUCACCGACGCCCUCCGAGGUUGCGCCGUCUGCCAUCGCUGGGCGUCCGGCCCCGAGUCCGUCCGCUGCGACACUUGCAAAAAGUUCUUCCACAUGAAAUGCCUCAACCCACCGCUCGCUUCCAAGCCUGCAAAGGGUUACAGCUGGACCUGCGCCCCUUGCUCCCGCCAGCACGAGCAGCACGUCGAGCACACCCUUCAGAAUGGAGGCCAGCUCGCCUCGGCUUCGGCUUCGGCUUCGGCCACCGCAAGCCCAAACACCUCCAAUCCGUCAAGGCAUCAGAUCACCGCCACCGCCAACAAGCCUCGCGGCUCAGCCCGCGGUCGCGGUCGAUCCUCGUAUCCGAGAAGGAGCAUGGCCGGCCGAGCAGACGACGUGGCGUCAGCCACCAACACCCCCGACGGCACUCCCGCGCCAGAAAAGUCCUCGGACGACAUUCGCGGCACCCGCUGCUUCAACCGCUGGCCCUACCGCUACUUUGGACAACACACCUCCGCCAUGGACGUGCUCGACCCGCACGACUCGGUCUAUCCCAUCGCAACAACUCGCCUCGGGCCCAAGUACCAGGCCUCGCUCCCCACCUGGGACGAGCAAAAGGAAGCCGGCCUCGGCGUGCACUGCCGAGGCAAAGAAAAGGCCAAGGAGGAAGAGGCCGGUGCUGGUGCCCUGCCGGCUGCCGAAGCUUCCGUAGCAGCGGCCGCAGAAUCAUCCGGAACCCCCGCGCCCGCCGGCUCCACCACCGUUCCGCACAAGAAGAAGGGCCGCCCUUUCAAGCGCAAGAGAGAAGCCCACGAACGCUCCGAUACCCCCACCACCGGCAGCAGCACCCCAGCCAUGCCACCCGUUCAGCUCCCCGCGGAGCCACCCGAGUUCGACCGGGGCGGCGACCAGAGCGUUGAGCCCAUCUUCCUCCCAGACGCCGCCAAGUCCGACAAGGAGCUCGACGCAUACAUGCAGGCGGUGCGCGCCCACUUCAAGUCCGUGCCGCCCCACCACGUCGAUCUGAUCAACCGCGCGCUCAUGACCUUCACCCAGAAGCAAGGCGAUCCAGUGCAGGCGCUCAUGGCCAUGUCGGCCAGCACGCUCAAGCAGCUGCGCAUCACCAACUGGUCCGCAAAGGAGGCCAAGCAGUUCGAGGCCGGCAUCGCGCAGGUCAACUCGGAUAUGAAGCAGCUCAAAAAGUACAUCCCCACCAAAAAGGUCUCGGACAUCGUGCGCUACUUUGUCGUAUGGAAGGUGCAGCGCAUCAAGGCGGACCUCGAUGCAAUGCACGACGCCAAGCCACAAGGUGGCUCCAGGAAGCUUAGCGGUACCAACGGCACGUCGACGCCGGCGCCCAAGCCCACCACCUCGCGCGCCGUGUCGCCCUCACUCUCGGUGUACGGCGACAGUGAGCCGUCGGGCGCUUCGACUUUGUGCGCCAUGUGUUCCACCACCUCGAGUCGCAUCUGGUACAAGGGCCCCGCCUCGCUCGCCAACCGCGUGCUCUGCGUCAACUGCGGCCUCUACUGGCGCAAGUAUGCCGCCGAAACGUUCAACCCGGACCUCGUCUCGGUCAAUACGCGCAACAAGUCCGGCACCGCCACCGCCGCCAGCACCGCCGCCUCCGAGGACGGUCUUGGUGUGGCGCCGCCGAGCAAGAUCUCGCGCACCUCGCGCGAUUCCAAGGCCACCCCGCCUGGUGUUGCCGGCUCGAGCCCGGCGCCGCCCUCGCCGCUCAAGUGCGUCAUGUGCAAGCGCAUCGAGCCCAAGAAGAAGCUUGCCCAAUGCCGUCAGUGCUCGCUGAGCGUGCAUCAGGGCUGCUAUGGCCUCACGGACCACGAGAUCGAGAUGGACGUGUGGAUGUGCGAUCCGUGCAACAACGAGACGACGCAAGAGGCGGCGCUGCUGCCGCGCUGCAUCCUCUGCUCGCCAGCGGCGCAGGAAGAGGCAGCGGCCAUCUCGGCCAAGCACGCGCUCUCGACCACCAGCGAAAAGGCGCCACGCGGCCGACCCAAGGCAGUGCCCGAUUCGGGCGCAGAUGGGCUCAAAAAGGAGCCGGGUUUGGCCGCCAAGGCGCCGCUGGGAGCAUUGGAUGCAUUCAAGCCGACCGAGUGCAACAACUGGGCGCACGUGCUGUGUGCGGUGUGGAUGCCUGAGGUGCUGUUCUCGGACGUUGCGCGGCUCAAGCUCGUCGAGAGCUGUGGCAACUUGCCUGGGUGGCGGUACGAAGCCGAGUGUAGUAUCUGCCACGAUGCGCGCGGUGCGUCUGUGUCGUGCUCGGAUCCGCUGUGUCGCAAGACGUUCCACGUGGCGUGUGCGCACAAUCACCAGCCGGCGUAUACGCUGGGCUUUGAGAUCAUCCCCGUCAAAAGCACGCGACGCGACGUGAUUGCCACGCUGACAUUCAAGGGCGAAUCGGGGCACAUGGUUCCGCAGGUUUGGUGCAAGGAGCACAAGGAACUUGCCAAGACCAAGAAGCUCUACGACCUUGCCGAGGUGGAUCCCAAGACGGGCUUGACGAGUUUGCAGAUGUUUGUGCGCACCAACAAGCAUCUCGCUGUACCGGCGGGGACGAAUCCGCUCGUGGGUGAGACGACGUAUGCGCUUCUGCGCAGAGCCAAGCGCUACGACUCGCUCGUCAUUCCCACCGUAGUCAAGGUAGAAACCCCGAAGCCGGGCAGGCAAAAGUCGUGCGCAAAGUGCAGCACGCGCUUCUCGCCGUUUUGGUGGCCCUUGCCGGCGGCCGAAACGAGGGUCAAGGAUGAAGACGAGGUGGAAACGGGUCCGAGAGUGUGCUGCAACUUUUGCCACGAGACCCACUUUAAGCCCGCCACCCCCGCCGCCGUGUCGUUGUAG
Messenger RNA from Moesziomyces aphidis, 3495 nucleotides. NCBI's taxonomy places the organism in Eukaryota, Fungi, Basidiomycota, Ustilaginomycetes, Ustilaginales, Ustilaginaceae. The record is from the annotation of a GenBank genome assembly.